Messenger RNA from Ixodes scapularis (black-legged tick), 3300 nucleotides. RefSeq lists its product as uncharacterized. Gene Ontology annotation, biological process: DNA integration. The transcript has 4 exons. The coding region runs from base 1 to 3300 and encodes 1099 amino acids. Lineage: Eukaryota; Metazoa; Arthropoda; Arachnida; Ixodida; Ixodidae. The record is from RefSeq and is a predicted model, not a curated record. Gene Ontology annotation, molecular function: zinc ion binding; nucleic acid binding.
AUGCUGCGCCACAUGAACGUGGAGGUCUUCAGCGAUCAGACCUUCUACACGUAUCAGAAGAGCCUCCAGUUCCCUGCAAUCGACGAAGUCUACCUGCAAGAACAACAGGAUCUGGUCAGACAGCUGGAGGACCAGGAUGUUGACAUCACCAGCGAUGGCAGAUUAGACUCUCCUGGGUUCUCUGCCAAGUUCCUGACCUACACUGCACAUGUUCAGCAGAUCAACAGGAUCCUCCACUCGAUCCAAGUCCAGCUAAGGGAGGCACUGUCUGUGGUUGGCCGGAUGGCACCGGCGGAUGCGUUGGAUUACGGAAAGGUCAAGCUAGCGCUCUUCCAAAGAUUUAGGUAUACUAAGGAGGGGUACCGCGAGCGGUUUCGCAACGCCGAACCCGAGAAGGGCGAAACGCGCAGACAAUUCGCUGCCCGAUGGGCCGGAUUUUUUGACCGAUGGCUCGAGAUAGCUGGAGUUGAGAAGACCUUCGAGGCAUUACGAGACCAGGUCCUGGUGGAACAGUUCAUGUUGACCUGCUCCAGCAAACUGGCCGUCUUUCUUAGAGAGCGUGAUUCUCAGACUUUGGAAGACGUAGCAGCAAAGGCAGACCUGUUCCUAGAAGCCCAGACACCAUCCAGCUCGAUUAGGCAAAAGUCAGACGAGGUGACAACCAGGCAAGGUGCUGGAAACGGAGACACUCACGCAAGGGGAGAAACGCGAAGAGCUAUCCGCUGCUUCAUUUGUGGGAAGGCUGGACAUAAGGCCGAAAAUUGCAGAGGCAACGCGCAAGGCAAGAAAACAGUGGCGUGUUGGAAUUGUGGCCGCGCUGGUCAUAGGGCGGAAAACUGCAGGGGAAGGCAGAACGAGAAGCAGCAAGUCUCGUGCUUAUGGACUGCGUCAACAGGGGCUGUCGACGCGCCUGACGACUCCUACGUAACACUGGAUAAUGGUGACAAAAUCCCGGUAGUAAACGCGGCCAUGGGAACACCUCCAAAGUUCUUAGUAGAGAACAUGCCGGUCGUGGAAGGCCGUCUCGGGGAGCACAAGAUAACGGUAUUAAGGGAUACCGGGUGUAACACCGUCGUGGUCCGUAAGGAGUUGGUUCCCCGAGAGAGCCUGACAGGAAAGUCAAGUCCGGUGUUUCUGCUAGACCGCACCGUUCGAUAUCUGCCCGAGGCGGAUAUAGUUGUACGAACACCCUACUAUACAGGGAAGGUGACGGCAAAAUGUGUAAGUAAUCCUCUCUAUGAUCUGGUACUCGGGAAUAUACCCCAAAUGCGGGAAGCCAAUGAUCCAAACCCAGACUGGGAAAUUAAAAACGAAGAGAGUCAAGGUCAAGUUUUGGCCAAGCCAACGUCGAAGCCGGAAGCACUUCCGAACGCCGUUGAAGUCAGCUUCAAUAGUCGCAUGACACCGAGAUUGUCUAAAUGUACUGACGAGCUCCGGAAAGACAAACCAGCAGAAGUUGCGUCCGCGAGGGCGAAGGGAGCAGAUGGUCAAAUGGAAAGACCAGACCGACCUUUGAACGUAUCGCAGGCGGCAGUGGUCGAUGCGACAACCGAGGAGCUCGCCAUGGAGCAAAAGGGGGAUAAAACUCUCAUGAAGUGUUUUGGUAAGAUAGGGGAAACGACCAGAAAACACAAGGGCAGGACGAAGUUCCAGUUUUUUCUCAAGAAUGGUUUGCUACAUAGGGCCGUUGAAUAUUCAUCCGGCAGAAGGAUAGAGCAACUUGUACUCCCGAGAAGGUUCAGGAGCGCCGUCUUGGCUCUAGCACAUGACAGCAUAAUGUCAGGACACCAGGGCAUGAAGAACACGCUCAACCUCGUGUCGGAAGAAUUUUUUUGGCCUUGUAUGCAGAGCGAGGUCAAGAGAUACGUUCGGUCGUGCGAUGUGUGUCAACGCACAGUACCCAAGGGCAAGCAGGGCAAGGCACCCUUAGGAAGCAUGCCGACUAUCGAGACGCCCUUUCAGAAAGUCGCGAUAGACAUAAUUGGCCCCAUUGUACCGAUCGCGACCUCGGGAAGCAGGUACAUACUGACAAUGGUGGAUAUGGCUACGAGAUACCCGGAUGCGGUAGCGUUGAAGAGCAUUGGAUCCCAGCAGGUGGCCGAAACACUGGUGGAGAUGUUCACGAGGUACGGUGUGCCACAAGAGAUCCUUAGCGACCGCGGGACCAGCUUUACCUCAGAACUAAUGAGGGAGGUGAGUCGACUUCUAUCAAUGAAGCACCUCCUGACCACCCCGUACCAUCCCAUGAGCAACGGCUUGGUGGAGAGAUUCAACGGCACAAUCAAGCAAAUGCUAAGAAGGAUGUGCCAGGAGAGGCCCAAGGACUGGAACCGAUACCUUCCAGCUCUACUGUUUGCCUACAGGGAGGUUCCACAGUCGAGCCUCAGGUUUUCGCUUUUCGAGUUACUCUACGGGAGAAGAGUGCGAGGACCUUUGACUAUUCUGAGAGAGAUGUGGUCAAACGAAGCUCUCAAGCAAGAUCUGAAGACUUCGUACGGAUACGUGCUGGAGCUAAGAGAAAAGCUGGAGGACACGUGCAAGUUAGCACACACUUGCCUGGAAGAAGCGAGGGCGAAAUACAAAGGCGACUACGACAGAAGGAGCUCUAACCGAAGGAUGCAACAGGGAGAUCAAGCACUCAUUCUUCUCCCCACCGAUCAUAACAAAAUGAUCAUGCAGUGGAAAGGACCUUUUCCUGUAACAGCAAGAAGGAAUGAAGUGGACUACGAGCUAGAGGUGGGAGGCAAGAAGAAGUUAUUCCAUAUCAACAUGCUCAAGAAAUAUGAAGAAAGGAAAGAAACCUCACAACAUCAACCACUUUGCAAUGCGGUGGUGAAUAAACAAGAAACUGACGAAAACGAGUCUGAUGCCGAAGAAUGCGACAUCCCGAUGCCAAUCUGGACCAGACAGCAAGGGUGUGAGGAUGUGGUCAUUAAUAAGAACCUAGAGAGCGAGAAGAUAGCCCAAGUGCAAGAAUUACUAAGAAAAUUCGAAAACAUAUUUUCUGAUGUCCCCGGGAGGACAAAUCUUAUGACGUGUGAUCUUCAUCUCACAACAACGCGGCCGAUAUACGUGAGGCAGUACCCAAUACCUCUGGCAGUACAAGAUGUGGUCGAGGAUGAAAUCAGCAAGAUGCUCGAGCUGGGGACUGAUCACCAGCCGCUAGAGUUUCUCAACAAGGCGAAACACACUAACAGCCGAGUAAUGAGGUGGAGCAUGGCUCUACAAGACCACACGUUCAGUGUAGAAUACAUAAAAGGCAGGGACAACGUUGGAGCGGACUAUUUAAGUCGCGUUUAG